Molecule: messenger RNA, 1053 nt
Organism: Drosophila teissieri
Lineage: Eukaryota; Metazoa; Arthropoda; Insecta; Diptera; Drosophilidae
Product: prolyl 4-hydroxylase subunit alpha-1-like
Exons: 5
Coding region: 20-979 (319 amino acids)
Cellular component (GO): endoplasmic reticulum
Molecular function (GO): protein binding; procollagen-proline 4-dioxygenase activity
Source: RefSeq, a predicted model, not a curated record
AUCAGUUGAAUUUGCGAUAAUGAAGUCUGUAUCUAUAAUUUCAGUUGGACUAAUCAUAGUGUAUAUAUCUUAUUCAAAUGCUGGCACUUGGCAUUCUUUCAAUUGGAUAAAUCUCUUAAAGAUUCAAGAAAGUGUAGUGCGAUAUUUAGAUAACUAUAUAAACGCCUUGGAAACGAAGUUAGACAUAAUCAACGAAGCUCUGGUCGACUUGGCCACAUAUCAUAUUCAGUUCGAACGAGACAAGUUGGCCAUUGCAUCCAGUCCAGUGGGGAGUUACUCAUUAAUCCAUCACAUGCAGUCGGACUGGACGCAGUGGCAGCUCUUCCUACAGGAAGAUCCUGGAAAAGAUGAAUUGGCAUCUCUAGUAUCUAUGAAGAAGUACUUGCCUACCAAAAGUGAUAUCUCAGAAGUUUGCCAAUGCAUUUCCAACAUAUCCAACGCCUAUCAUGUGCCUCCGCAAGAUAUCGCAAACGGUGUAAUGUUGGGCAUUCAGACAAAGUACUUGAUGUCUCCCCGCGAUUGUGUUGUCUUGGCGGAUCACUGUAUGGAUAGCAAAGACUAUGACAAGUCGAAGGAGUGGCUUCAAGUGGCUCUGUCCAUGCUAGAAAGUCCACGUUAUCAGGAUCCCAUACUACCUUCUCUGAACUUGAAAGCCGCUGACUUGUACUUGAAACUGGCAGAGGUCUAUGUGAAACAGCAAAAUUGGCCUCUGGCGCUUGCAACAAUUGAGUUUGCUCUGAAGUCGCAUCCUCACAAUGCACAGAUGCUCAGGAUGCAAGAGCAUUUGAGCAUUAAUAUUCUGCUCAAUCCAACCAAAGGACCAGAAUUUAAUACUGAAAGUAAUCAAUUAAGGCUUCGACAAAACAAAAGUCUUUACUGCUUCUAUGAUAUCAAGUCAGGAACUUUCUAUUCCCUGCUGGCGCCAAUGAAAGCAGAAAUAAUCUUUAUUGAUCCAUUGCUUACAUUCUACCACGACUAAUGACAAUCGCUAGUAUAUAUCAUCAUUAUUACUUACUUUUCAAGAUAUUAGGAAAUAAAAACGUAAAGUUCAAA